AUGCCGGCCUCACGAGCGGCGCUCUUGCAAUUCACAGACGGGGUCUUGUUCGCUGUCGAGAGCUCUUUGGAAAUUAUCAUCACGCGCGAUGAGGAUUUUGCGAUCGAGCGCGUCGAAGUGCCUAGAGGCGUUUACGACAUGAUCCAGCGGGACUUUGUGGCUGCCGAGACUCUCUCUACGUUAGACGUGUUUUCGAACUGGCACCUGACGGUAGUGGUUCGAAGUACAGAGCAAUACUACAAUGCUCACAAGCCACAGAAUGCGACUCACGCUACGAACGCGAUCAUGUACGGCAUUAUCAACUCCAUCCUGACCAUCCCCACCAUGUACGGAUACGCCGCCAUCCUCUUCAGCCACAAAGACUUCGAAGACUUUAUGCCGGCACUGUCCAAGCUCGUCAUCUUCUCCAGCGUCGUACACCAGGUCAUGUUCACACUCAUGAGCUCGCUGCCGUUCUCCAUCGGCCAAGUGCAAGAUGCCGGUCUCAUCUUUCUCAGUACCAUGGCCACUUCAAUCUGCGACUCACUGGGCAAUGACGUGCCGCUGGAGGCCAAAGUGACCACUUGUAUCAUCGUCAUCGGCAUUGCUACAGCCUCACUCGGUGUCUGUCUCGUGGUCAUGGGCAAGCUGAAGCUGGCUGCACUCGCGUCGUAUCUGCCGAUGCCCGUGAUCGGUGGCUACUUGGCCUUCAUCGGUAUUUUCUGUUUCUACGCUGGCCUCGCCUUGUGUACAGGUCUCGUCGUGAACGACAUGGAGUCCAUGAUCGGCGUCUUCGACAACGCCCACGACGUCCUGCUGUGUCCCUGGUAUUCUCAGUGGUGCCUGGUUGUCUCGCAAGGUCCCGAUAACGGAAAACAAUGA
This is a messenger RNA of Phytophthora infestans T30-4, 861 nucleotides long. Its product is annotated as Sulfate Permease (SulP) Family. Bases 1 to 861 code for a protein of 286 amino acids. The transcript has 3 exons. NCBI's taxonomy places the organism in Eukaryota, Oomycota, Peronosporomycetes, Peronosporales, Peronosporaceae. The record is from RefSeq and is a predicted model, not a curated record. Gene Ontology annotation, cellular component: membrane.